This is a messenger RNA of Vitrella brassicaformis, 3418 nucleotides long. The record is from the annotation of a GenBank genome assembly. Lineage: Eukaryota; Vitrellaceae.
ACUAAUGUCCAGCUCACUGUGCACAGCACGAACCCCCGCAUCCCACUUGCCAUCACAAUCUCAGCAUCUUGUGAUGCAUAGGCAUGCAGUCGUGGUUUGCCACUCACUAGGCGGGGUCACUCGAAGACACCGACAGACUUCCCCGAGACACAACCAGCUCCGAGAGGUCCUCAGCCGGGGGUGGUGCUCCGGCCGCUCCACUCUCGCUUCGAUCAGUGGGGGGAGUUGGGAAAUACGAGUCGAGUGGUGAUGGUGUCGAUAAACGGCGGCCGCGUGCAUGCACAGGAGGCGGCUGCGUGCCGUCUCCGUCUCCCUGACUAUCAGCAGCACAAGUAGCAUCAACGGCCGACAGCCGCAAGUCAUCGAGCCCUCUGCUAUGCAAUUGCGGUACAGGCGAGCAGAACGGGCUCGUGAGGGGGGUGAUGCAGGAAUCGCCGCCAGUGGACAAUCGGAUGUCCCGCCCCUCCGGCAACGGCUCCGGCCGCUGCCCCUCGGGAGGCGGUGGAAGCGAUAUCUCAAGAGAGAAGGCAAGCUCGCUUGGUCGUGGGCCCGAUGUCGCUUUGUCACUGCCCGAAUCGUCGCUGUCCUCCUUAUUGCUGGAGCUCCCUCUUCUGCUGUCUCGCAGGGGGCUCACCACCGGUGACGACGAAGGAUGACCCAGUGUGGCAGACCGGUAGAAGUGGGCGGUUUUCCGCCGCUGGGCUGGUGCUGGCGUCUCCAAUGCCAUCUUCGAUAGCGGCUCGUUCCCCUUAGUCGAGUGCCACAGCAUGUCAAUCACAGCAGUCAGGAGGCGGACCUGAUGACCACAGACAGACACGAGCGAAGCCAAUCUAGCAGCCUCCGGGCUUCCCGGCAAGGCGUACCAGGUAUGAGAGGAUGUCUCUGUCCACGGCCGACCUGCCCGUGUGGUGCUCGACAGCACCUCGGGGGUGGGCGACCUGCAGGCAGCCUUUAAGAGCUGCACUCGGAUCAUCCGUCAGCUUGAUGGGCAGCACAGACAUUCCCAAGGGCACAUCAAGAUCGACGCCUGGGUCAAAUCUGCGCACGAGACAUGAGACAUGGUACGAGACAUUGUUGACUACGAUGCCUGUCAGUGCUUCAUGCGGCGACCUGUCGUCGGCAUUGGCCUGGGGCACACAGAUUUGGCGACCGUCGUAGAGCACCGCCCCUGCGAGGCCUCUGAACUCAUCAAAAAUUACCCUCUCGCCGUCAGCAAAUCUGCAACAAUGCCACAGAUACAGCUGAUCCGCCGAAAGGGUCGACGCGUCCUGGCUCACCUGAAGAAGCGAUCGAUGUGGAAGCGGUCGACGCAGAAAAGACGGACAGCUGGGGUUUCAACGACGUGGGGCAAUGACUUCUCGAGACAAGUGCAAAGUUCCUUGAAGGUCUUCGUGCUGGACAACUUCAAGGCAAGCUCUACCGCAUCUUUCAUCCUGCAGGGCAAAGCGUGGAGAGAAUGGUCUGUGGGCUCAACAGCACGUGCACACACGCACACACGCGUCCAGCCAUCGUGCUUACUUUUGGUUCUGAAUCGUCGUUUUUUCGAUAGCCUCCACCUUCUGCACCAAAACGCCGGCGGCCAACCCGAAACACCGCAGCAAUUCCUCGUCUUCGCUCGUAAAGCCCUGCUCCCCCUCAUGCGCCCCGCCCCACCCCCAGCCACCGACCGUCGCUCCCGACUUCUUCUGCGUUGCCAUGAUGACUCCCACCACUUUUCUGCUACGUGGGUCUGUGAUCGGGGCCGAGCAGAAGGGCUCGCUGGGGGCGUCGAGGUAGGAACGGAUAGUGUAGUCGCUAGUCAGUGUGGCGUUGCGGAUACAGCGGCUGGUGGACAAGACACAUCCGAUGACGUCCGCAUCGGUGACUUGGUGUCGCUGCUCCUCGACCUCUCUCUUCUCGUUCCGUGUGGUCUCCACAUGCGUCCACAGGUCACCCCUCCUCUCAUCCAGCAGGUAUAUCCGGCCGUGCAGGCACUGCACCACCUGCUGAAUGCUGCGGCUCCCACGAACGAGUGCGUCGCUGAGCGUGGUGGCUUGCGACAUCUCGUGGACAGCCACGAGCUCGUGUUUCAGCCUUUCUUCAUGAGACAACAACAAGGGACCCAGUGUCUUUGCAGCAACAACCCGCUGAGUCUGUGCCUGCCAUCCCACCUGUGAGCGAGGUGCGUCAUCCUCCGCAGCCUCGCGCCUUGGGCCUGCAGCGACGUGACGACACGAGCCUGCUCCGCAGCAGGGAGGCCCAGCAGGUCUUUGACGAAAGUUGUCGGGUCCUUCCAUUUCUCAAAAAGAUCCACGUGGUCGACCAUGUCUCGCCGAAUCCCACGCUCGAAAUACGAACGGAUGGAGACCGCAGAGCGAGCUGACGUUGGGGCGGCCGUGUGUGCCGUGCUGUCCUGCUCGGUCGGUGGUGAGUCGGCAUGUCGACGGGGUGAGGAGUUGGCCAGGUCCAGGCCGAUCUGGAGCUGUCUCUUCUCUUCCCUGAGGAGCCUGUUCUCAGCUAGGGCUUGUUUCAGCAGGUCGUCACGCUUUCUUAUCCCCUCCUGCAGCAGUCUGUUCUUGUCCUCUGCCUUAGCGGCCCUCCUCUGCUCAGCUCUCAGGCUACCCUGGAGCCUGCGAAUGGACAGUCAUAGCAUAAGGGUCAUAUUUGCCGUGAGGAGGUGCAUGCUCGUCUCGUGCGCCACCUGGAAGCAGUAGACAGCAGCUCGUUGAGUGCAGCAUCCAGAUCGCACCGGUCCGGCCUUCCCGACGUGCCCCUCGGUCCUCCUUUGUUUCCGAAAGAGCCACAAGAGCCCGAAUCAAUCACUGCCGCGGCCGAGGACGGGCGCCGCUUCCUCCCGCUCUUGGCCAGCUGACUCGGAGGGGGCGAGUCGAGCCCGUAGUCAGCAAGGCGGCGGUACAAAGGGCCUUUCUCCCAUUGGAUUCUGGCGACGACCUGUCGGAGGUUCGAGAGGGCAGCAUCCAGGUCAAGGGAGACAUCUGACGGAGACGGCUGCAGAUGAGCUCCGUCCUCGCAGGUUGCCUUCAUUGUUGCACUUUCCUUUCGAGGAAACUACAGCUUUCAGCGGCCUCAGCGAGCGAAGCUCGAGACGAUCUGGGCGAUCUCGCGCAUGCUCGAAUCAAUAAAAAGCGCCUAUUGAGUCAUGCACAACUUGCAGCACAAGGGUUCGUUCAGUCAGGCACAUGCACAACCAUGCCGCUUCCUACGUUUGUCUACUGACAGGUGUACGUGUGUCGAUGUAUGCAUGUAUGUAUGCAGAGCAGUUUCCUUUUCCUUGUGUACGACAGCAAGGAUGAUGCCCAGCCUACAGGGCCCACACAAUGCAGCACAGAUAGAGCACACACAGGGAAAGCAAGCACGGCACGCCUCUUAAUUUGCGGAUGCCAAAGGAUGACAUCACGCUGCGCAUGCAUGUCUCUUU